AUGAAAAUUUUGCUGGUUUUUUACUUUGACAAUACAGUUAUAGAUGACAAUACUGACACCUCCAUUGUAAAGUGUGCACCCGAGAAAAAGCUUCCUGUUCAGCUGGAAAAUUCUUACCAAAAAGGAUUUUGGACAGAAUUUAUGGGCAGAGUCUUUAAAUAUCUGGGAGAAAAAGGCAUACGAGAAGAAGAGAUGAAAAGAGCAGUGACAUCAAUACCUUUUACUCCAGGAAUGGUGGAGCUUUUAAGCUUUAUAAGAAAGCAUAAGGAUAAAUUUGAUUGUAUCAUUAUUUCAGAUUCAAACUCCAUCUUCAUAGAUUGGCCAAUGGCUCCUGGUGGCCUGUCCUCUGCUUGCCUGGCAAGCGGGGGUACUGGUAAUAAGAAGGCAGAGAGGGCCGGGGACUUGAGCGCUACCCUAGGCGACGAAAAGACGUGGCAUGUCCUCGGCGCCCUGCGCAGCGCAGUCACGCUCCCUCGGCAGCCGCGGGCGCCCCAUGCAACAGCCGGCAGCUCUGGCCGCUAG
Molecule: messenger RNA, 522 nt
Organism: Elephantulus edwardii (Cape elephant shrew)
Lineage: Eukaryota; Metazoa; Chordata; Mammalia; Macroscelidea; Macroscelididae
Product: pyridoxal phosphate phosphatase PHOSPHO2-like
Exons: 3
Coding region: 1-522 (173 amino acids)
Molecular function (GO): phosphatase activity
Source: RefSeq, a predicted model, not a curated record